This is a messenger RNA of Poecile atricapillus (Black-capped chickadee), 2953 nucleotides long. RefSeq names its product phosphodiesterase 12 (gene PDE12). The coding region runs from base 37 to 1797 and encodes 586 amino acids. Gene Ontology annotation, biological process: nuclear-transcribed mRNA catabolic process, deadenylation-dependent decay. Gene Ontology annotation, cellular component: mitochondrion. The transcript is spliced from 3 exons. The record is from RefSeq and is a predicted model, not a curated record. Gene Ontology annotation, molecular function: 3'-5'-RNA exonuclease activity. NCBI's taxonomy places the organism in Eukaryota, Metazoa, Chordata, Aves, Passeriformes, Paridae.
GCCGCGCCCCGCGGAAGCCGCGGCGCCGCCGGGUCCAUGUGGCGUUGGCUCCGCUCCGCCCUCCGGAGCCUCCGCGGCUCACCCGCCGCACCCCCGCACGGCGGUGGCGGCCGCCCGCCCGCCGCCAUGGAGCGCGCCGUGGUGCGCUGCGUGCCGUCCGAGCCCAAGCUGAGCCUGCGGUUCGUGCUGCCCGACGGCAGUGCUCGGCACAUGCAGCGCGACCAGGCGGAGCCGCUGGGGCGGGCACUGGCGCGCAUCGCCACCAACGCCGCUAAGGGCCACGGUAAGGCCGGCAAGAAGAGCAAGAAGGCGCGGGCGGAGGGCGGCGCGGAGGGCGAGGCGGCGGUGCCGGCCGUGCGGCUGUUCUCCCGCGAGGGCGCGGCGGUGGCGGAGGAGGUGCCGAACGCGGCUGCCUGGCAGGACGGCGCCGUGCUGCACAUCGGGGACGCGCGGUACCGUGUGGAGCGCAACCCGCCCGCGCUCACCGAGCUCCGCCUGCCGCGCUCGCUCCUCGCCGGCUUCCCCGUGUGCCCCAAGGUGAGCGCCGAGUUCGCCGAGCCGCAGCACUGCCUGUUCCGCUGGUUCCGCGAGCAGCGCCCCGCGGACGGCGGGGACGUGGCUGGGGAGGCCUGGGUAGAAACGGCGGCGGCCGAACGCGUGUUCACGCCGUCGAACGCGCUGGUGGGGCUGCGGCUGAAGCUGCGCUGCACGCCCGGGGACAGGGAGCAGCGCUACGGCCCGGCCCGCGAGGUGGAAAGCAGCGGCCCCGUGGAGGCCGGGCCCGGCGCCUGCACCUUCGACGCCCGGCACCUCUACACCAAGAAGGUUUGCGGCCACGGCUCCGUCCGCGCCGUCUCCUACAACAUCCUGGCCGAUACCUACGCGCAGACGGAGUUCUCCCGCACUGUGCUGUACCCCUACUGCGCUCCCUACGCCCUGGAAAUCGACUACCGGCAGAACCUGCUCAAGAAGGAGCUGGCGGGCUACAGCGCCGACCUCAUCUGCUUGCAAGAGGUGGAUAAAUCUGUCUUCGUGGACAGCUUGGCCCCGGCGCUAGAUGCUUUUGGACUGGAGGGGCUGUUCAAGAUUAAGGAGAAGCAGCACGAAGGCCUGGCCACUUUCUAUCGCAGGGACAAGUUCAGUCUCCUCAGCCAGCAUGAUAUCGCUUUCAGCGAAGCCCUGCUCUCAGAGCCGCUGCACAAGGAGCUGUGUGAGCAGCUGGCCAAGUACCCCCUGGUGCAGGAGAAGGUGCUGCAGAGGUCAUCUGUGCUGCAGGUUUCAGUUCUUCAGUCUACAACUGAUCCUUCCAGGAAGCUUUGUGUAGCAAAUACCCACCUAUACUGGCACCCCAAAGGUGGGAACAUCCGUCUGAUCCAAAUUGCUGUGGCCAUGUCUCACAUCAAGCACGUAGCAUGUGACUUGUAUCCCAGUAUCCCAGUCAUAUUCUGUGGAGAUUUUAAUAGCACACCCUCGUCAGGAACUUACAGUUUUAUCAGCAGUGGUGGCAUUGCUGAAGAUCAUGAAGACUGGGUCUCAAAUGGGGAGGAAGAAAGGUGCAGUAUGUCUCUAAGCCAUCCUUUCAAACUGCUAAGUGCUUGUGGAGAACCUGCUUAUACAAACUAUGUCGGUGGGUUUCAUGGAUGUCUGGACUACAUUUUCAUUGACAGAAAUGCUUUAGAGGUUGAACAAGUUAUUCCAUUGCCAAGUCAUGAAGAAGUAACAACCCAUCAGGCUUUGCCAAGUGUUUCACAUCCUUCUGAUCAUAUAGCACUAAUAUGUGACUUGAAGUGGAAAUAGAGUAUCCCUGGCAUGGUGCUUUUGGAGGUUUUCAAACAAGAGAUUUAAUGUACUGCUGGGGAACUGAGGUUAGACCCUGACUUUUAUGCUACUAAAAGGAAAGCCAAAAUGAUCAAUGAAGGGUUCAUGUGUUUAAUGGUUUUAAUGAAUAUUGUCACACUGUUCAGAAUAUUUGCAUGACAGUUUCCGCCCUUUUUUAUAUGCUAAUGGGAAAAGAUAUAUUGAAGACAGAGUUUUGAAAAUUGGAUUAUCAUAUACCUUGUUAACGGUGUUUUUAAAGAAUUAAAAAUUAUUUUGUUAAAAAAAAUAGGAAUUUAAUCUGAUUUGUAGGGCAGCAUACAAAUUGAACCCUGCUUAAUUCAGAAAUAAAAACAGAACACAAACCCAAAUGGAUUUCAUUCGUUCCACUUUAAUUAAUGUAAUGGUAAUUUAAGUUCAUAGAUUAUGUUGUUCACUUACCGUUACUAUGGCACAACUUUCUAGUAAGUUGCAUGAACAAUGUACCAACUUCUAAAAAGAUGUUCUUAAUUACAAGUUAAUAGACUUUCUAUCAGUAAUCAACUAUUUUAAAUUCAAGCUUAUAAUUUAUUUGGAAGCAAUUUGUCUGCCCACAUAACAUAGGUAAUGAGGAUAAUGUUAACACCUUGUGAACCUGGACUACAUGAACAGCAUCUGCUUUGAACAUACACUCCUUCUGGUUUGAGUCAUCAGCAAUAAAAGAUACUGGAGUUUAGGACAACCAGCUUUGGAUAGGAGGGAGCUUUUUAUCAAUAUCAUCUGUUUUCAGGUGGGGAGAGAUAAGAACAGUGUGGUGCAUUAGUUAUCUGUGCCUAAAUCUUUACAAAGAAACACAAGUGACUUGCAAACCUUUAUCACAAUUGUUGUAUUUUGUUCCUCUCUUGCAUACAAAGACGGCCUGAAUUUUUAAGUGUUUUUACAUGCAUUUUUUCUUUCUAGAAAUUGUGUAGCUUGCCCUAUUUUGUAGGUUGUGGGGAAGUAUAUUUUAUCCAUCCCUUAACUGAACGUGUUGGAGUGGGUUGAAUCAUUUAACAAGCUUCUUGCCCUGCAUCAUUAGUCCACAAGAAACAAAAAGCAUUUAGAAACCAUUCACUAGAUCCUCCUCUUUCACCUAAUAAAACUCCCUUUCUUAAUUGUC